Vidua macroura (Pin-tailed whydah) is the source of this 1733-nucleotide messenger RNA. RefSeq names its product gremlin 2, DAN family BMP antagonist (gene GREM2). The record is from RefSeq and is a predicted model, not a curated record. Gene Ontology annotation, molecular function: receptor ligand activity; BMP binding. Lineage: Eukaryota; Metazoa; Chordata; Aves; Passeriformes; Viduidae. Gene Ontology annotation, biological process: animal organ morphogenesis. The coding region runs from base 384 to 890 and encodes 168 amino acids. The transcript is spliced from 3 exons.
UCUCCUCGGGCAGUGGCUGCGCCGAGCCAGUGCCGCGCUCCCCGCAGCCGUCGGGACCGGCACAGCCGCCUCGCUCUCUCCGCGCACCGCUGGCCCCACCGAGCGCCUAUGGGCAUCUGCAGUCGGCGAGGGCUUCGCACCACCGCCACCGCCAGCAGCGGCACAGGGCGGCGACCACCACCCCACUUCAUCGCCUCUUGGGAUCUAUAGCCGGCGGACGGAGCGCGCUGCGGACCCUUCCCCGCCUUCGAGCAGGAUCAGAGAAAUGAGACUGGAGAGGCAGUAUCCCUUGUGUUUCAAAAGAAUAGAAGAGUACGCCUAAGAAAUGUGGCAUAAGGCAUCUUGUGGAGAGCUCACCUCUGUCUUUUUCUAGAAGACAAAGGAUGGUUUGGAAAUUUGCCCUGUCCAUUUUUCUGAUGGCAGCACUGGUUCGAGUAACGGACACCAGGAAAAACCGCCCUGCAGGUGCCAUUCCCUCCCCGUACAAAGGCAGCAGCAGCAACCACUCGGAGCGGAGGCAGCAGCUGAACAAAGAGGUGUUGGCCUCCAGCCAGGAGGCCCUCGUGGUCACCGAGAGGAAGUACCUCAAGAGCGACUGGUGCAAGACGCAGCCGCUGCGGCAGACUGUCAGCGAGGAGGGCUGCAUCAGCCGCACCAUCAUCAACCGCUUCUGCUAUGGGCAGUGCAACUCCUUCUACAUUCCGCGGCACGUGAAAAAGGAGGAGGAGUCCUUCCAGUCCUGUGCUUUCUGCAAGCCACACAAGGUCACCUCUUCGACUGUGCAGCUGGAGUGCCCCGAGCUGGACCCACCAUUCCGACUCAAGAAAAUUCAGAAGGUCAAGCAGUGCCGGUGCAUGUCUGUGAAUCUGAACAGCUCAGGCAAACUGUGAGAACAGGCACAUAGCUGCUGCUUGGUGUUGUCUCCACCAGCUUUACUACUGCCUCUCCUCUCACAGUGAGCAGACUGUCCAUUUUGUUGGUUUGUUUCUUCUUUUCCUUUUUUUUGGUGUUUUGUUUUCUUUCAGGAGGCAUCUCCAGCAAGGAAAGGCUCCUUGUCACUUGCCUACUGGAAUAACGCUUUUUAACCAGCUGUGUUAUGCACUUCACCAUAAAGUUUCAUUGCAUUUUAAAUAUCAUCUGGCAGUUGAAGCUUCUGGAGUGGAGCAGGCUCACAGAAGUUGGGAUUGAUCAUCUAAGUGACCAGUUGGCUGAAUCCAGCAUUAAAUGUUUCCACUGUGUGGAGUAAAGCCCUCUGCCCUACACUCCAGUUCCCUCCACAAGUUGAGAACACCUUCCCCAUGCUUUGGUCUGGAGCUUGCUUCUCUCACUUGGAAGUGCUGGAGUGCUGCCCAGGACUGGGGGACGGACACAGAUGAGGGAGAGUAACGAGGAGUAAUAUGUGAAAAGCAAGUGAGACUUUCUGAUGAGGCUCCGCUCCUUAAGACGGCUUCAAUUGUGCAAUGACAAAUGGUUCUGGGUUUGUUGUCUGAACAGCAGAUCAGAAGCAAGGGGAAGAGGGUGAGGCACUGGGUCAGCCACGGUGACCACAGAGCAGACUGAGGGUGGGUUCUGAUGCUGUUGUGGUUAGAGUAUAUUGAACACAUGGCCUCUGCAUCAGUGUUUAUUUUGUAACCUAGCUAUAGUAAACAGCUGUUUAAAGUGUUAUAGACCUAGCCAUGUAUAUUUUUCUUGUGGCAGAGUAUGCCAGCAAUUAAAAUAUAUUAAGAGACUCA